Molecule: messenger RNA, 1489 nt
Organism: Mizuhopecten yessoensis (Yesso scallop)
Lineage: Eukaryota; Metazoa; Mollusca; Bivalvia; Pectinida; Pectinidae
Product: ester hydrolase C11orf54 homolog
Exons: 9
Coding region: 88-1029 (313 amino acids)
Cellular component (GO): nucleus
Molecular function (GO): hydrolase activity, acting on ester bonds; zinc ion binding
Source: RefSeq, a predicted model, not a curated record
CCAUAACAUCCGGUAUGUGUUAUCGUCCUAUAUAUAGGUCAACACCGGUCUCCGAUAAAGCCAGUCUGAGCGUGGAACACAUCCGAAAUGGCAGCGUCACCACCCGUCCAGAAGGCUUCGACACAUGUACCAUCGCUCGAUGAAGUUGCCAAAGCUCUGUCCGGCGGGUUAUCCCAGAACUUUGCCAACGUCAGUACCAGUGUUGUCGACUGUCCAGACCUCACAAAGAAGCCCUUCAUGUUGGUUUCCGAAGGGCUAGGAGGCAAUCCCAGACUGGCGGACGUAGGAGGACCAGGGUUCCUGACCCCUACCCCACAAACUGACAAGAAAUUUACAUUUGCACAAAUUGCAAAGUUGGCCGAGUUGCCUGGGGCUUUUAUGAUUGGAGCCGGUGCUGGACCCUGUCAGCAUGUGGGUUGUAAUAGUGAGUUGAUGAAUAAUAUUUUGCUGGACAGCAAUGGAGGCGUAGUGAGAAACAACGCUCACAUUGCUAAAGUCAACCCAGAGAACAAUGCCUGUGUCCUGGAGAAACUAUCCUGUCCGGAGUUUAAUCUGAUGGGAAACUUUCUGAUCUCCGAGGGAAAGAGUGGCAAGGUGUUAGAGGUGAAAGCUGGAAAGAGGACCGGAGAGGAAAACUUUGUCUCCUGCAUGCGCAAGACACUGAAGAGUUACUAUGGCGACAAGAUAGUAGCACUAGGCGGUGUGUUCCUCAUAGAGAAGGGCAAAGCAAACCUCCACAUCAUGCCAGACUUUGCCAAAGAACCCCUACAUACUAAUGAGGAGGUGAAGAACUGGCUCAAAUUUUACGACAUGUCGGCGCCUCUAGUGUGUGUUGGGGAACUGGUGUCCCACGACCCGGGUAUGGAUCUGCGCGUGGAGCACUUUCACUGCUUCAGUGAGCACGGAGAGGGUGGUCACUACCACUGGGACACGACCCCCGAGGACGUACAAUACCGCGGCUACUUCGUCCUAGCCGACUACAUAUACAGGGUGGACCAGCCUCCAAAUAUCACAGACCUCGCCCGUUAGAUUGUUCCUAGUCUAUCAUCACUCGCAGACCUCGCCCAUUAGAUUGUUCCUAGUCUAUCAUCUCCUCACAGACCUCGCCCAUUAGAUUGUUCCUAGUCUAUCUCCUACAUAAACACUGAUGCACUGCUGCUCUAUUGUAUUUUGACAGUACUAUGCUGACUGUCUACUUGGACACUGAGAAAUCAAGAAAACAUAUUUCCAAAUGGGCAAAAUACAUCCUUUCUAACUCGAGCGACCCGCAAUGAAAUGUGUAGGAGCUGUCCACUAAUUGAUGUCGAUUCGGCUGCGCUGUAUGUGCAUGUAUUAUAUUUGUUAUAUAUGUACCGAAAUGUACUUGGUCAUAGAUGUGCAAGGGUCUUUGAAACUUUCCCUGAUAGUUUAGUAUUUCUCUGGUCUGUUAUUAAACGGCACUAUUUAUACAUAUAAUUGGCAAUAGAAUCAAUAAAAAAGGUUUUUGCAU